Molecule: messenger RNA, 1502 nt
Organism: Durio zibethinus
Lineage: Eukaryota; Viridiplantae; Streptophyta; Magnoliopsida; Malvales; Malvaceae
Product: NADPH-dependent alkenal/one oxidoreductase, chloroplastic-like
Molecular function (GO): oxidoreductase activity, acting on the CH-CH group of donors, NAD or NADP as acceptor; zinc ion binding
Source: RefSeq, a predicted model, not a curated record
ACAUGUAAUCAUAUUCCUUUUCUAUAUAUAUUUUUUUUCAUUUUUUCGUUUUUUCUCCAUACAAAACCACAAAAAUAAAAUAUUAAUAAAUCGACGGAUUAUAAGCCACAAACAAGGAGAGAUUAAAAAAAGGUGGAGAUAAACAUUGGCUUUGAGUUGAGACUUACAGAUUUUAGCAAAUUCGAAAAAUGAAAGCCGCACCUCCAUCAACGACAUUCCAACUCAGGACUGUUACUUCUUCACCAUUUCUGUUCAACGUUUCGUUAACUUUUCUGGAUAACAGAAGGAAACUAAACACCAGCUCUAUUCUGAGGCGCACGCUACCCUCGUUCUCUUAUGUUCCACUAAAGGUCAGUGCGAAUUCUCAGGCUGCUGCCCCUGCUUCUACUGAAGUAACCAAAGCAACGACUGUUCCUAAUGAAAUGAAGGCUUGGGUAUACGGGGAAUAUGGAGGUGUUGAUGUUUUGAAGUUUGAUGAGACAGUGGCGGUUCCUCAAGUGAAGGAAGAUCAGGUUUUGAUAAAAGUGGUUGCUGCUGCUCUUAACCCCGUUGAUGCCAAGAGAAGGCAGGGCAAGUUUAAGGCUACCGAUUCUCCUCUUCCGACUGUUCCAGGCUAUGAUGUUGCUGGUGUGGUUGUAAAGGUUGGAAGUCAAGUAAAGGUGCUGAAGGAAGGAGAUGAAGUGUAUGGAAACAUAAAUGAGAAAGCAUUAGAAGGGCCUAAACAGUUUGGUUCCCUUGCUGAGUACACUGCAGUUGAAGAGAAGCUGCUGGCAUUAAAGCCAAAGAAUCUGGAUUUUUUCCUGGCUGCUGGGCUUCCUCUUGCUAUUGAGACAGCCUAUGAGGGUCUUGAAAGGACUGGGUUUUCAGCAGGUAAAUCCAUUCUUGUUUUGAAUGGUGCCGGUGGUGUUGGAAGCUUAGUGAUUCAGCUAGCAAAACAAGUAUUUGGUGCUUCAAGAGUUGCAUCCACUUCAAGCACAGGAAAACUUGAGUUGUUGAAGAACUUAGGUGCUGACUUGGCUAUUGAUUACACAAAGGAGAAAUUUGAAGAUUUACCAGAAAAAUUUGAUGUUGUUUAUGAUGCCAUUGGGCAAUGUGACAGAGCAGUGAAGGCAAUCAAAGAAGGUGGCAGUGUGGUGGCCCUAACUGGUGCUGUCACACCUCCUGGCUUUAGAUUUGUGGUUACUUCCAAUGGAGAGGUUCUCAAGAAACUAAAUCCAUAUUUAGAGAGUGGGAAAGUGAAGCCAGUUGUUGAUCCCAAGGGGCCAUUCCCAUUUGCUCAGGUUGCUGAGGCUUUCUCUUACAUUGAAACGAAUCGUGCUGUAGGAAAGGUAGUUAUACACCCAAUUCCGUAAGUCAAAUGAAACAAAGAGAGGGAAACAACCAUUUUGUAUUGCAUGCUGCUAACCCCUCUAUAGUUAUGAACAGCAAAUGCCAGUGUAUUUCAAUCAAUAAGAUGUUAUGAGAUUUUGCUUGAUACUUUCAUACGUUUUGCUUAGUGUAAU